AAUUUGUCGGUUGUCGUUCUUGAUGCUCAGCCUGCUGAAAGAAAAAAAAAAGAAAACAAGGCAAUAAUCACGCGUACGAUUGAGUGACCUGCCAUUUUCCAUCUUGAUACUGCGGCACCCCUCUGAUGUGUUUGAGGUUAACAACACCCAUCAUAAUCGUCCUCGCAACAGCAAUAGCAACAAAGACACAAAGCAAGUCUAUGGGACAUACUGCAAUCAGUGACACCAUCUCUCUUUUUUUUCCGGCCAUCAACGAUUACUCACAAACCCCAGCAACAUCCGUCUCGACCGCCUGCGGAAUUACAGCAACCUGUCCUUUGUUGCUGAUAGUAACCACCAUAAGGAGCCGUGACAACCACCGGUGUUUGCUGUCCCAUCAUCGGCAUACCUGCAGGACUGUAAUAACCUGGAAAACAAAGCGCUCGAUUAUCAGCGAUCUGUCUCGGUGCUCGUUCUUUCUUUAUUGCAAUAAACUCUUUGGACAGCUUACCUGCGGGAGCGGGCGUGGCAUAAGUCAUUGGCAUGGGUUGGGGAUAAUACGGGGAUCCAGGCAUCAUUCCUGGAACUGGACGUCCAUAAGCUGGAUUCAUAGGCGUUAAUGACAUUGGUUGUAGCUAGAUUUUUCAAAUGUGAAAAUAAAAAAAUAAAAUAAAAAUUGAAAAGGAAA
Messenger RNA from Radiomyces spectabilis, 667 nucleotides. RefSeq lists its product as uncharacterized. The record is from RefSeq and is a predicted model, not a curated record. Lineage: Eukaryota; Fungi; Mucoromycota; Mucoromycetes; Mucorales; Radiomycetaceae. The transcript has a single exon. Bases 126 to 599 code for a protein of 157 amino acids.